Molecule: messenger RNA, 276 nt
Organism: Aplysia californica (California sea hare)
Lineage: Eukaryota; Metazoa; Mollusca; Gastropoda; Aplysiida; Aplysiidae
Product: actin-2
Source: RefSeq, a predicted model, not a curated record
GGUGUUGUCCUGGACUCUGGCCACGAAAAGACCCACUCUCUGUCGGUCCACGACGGUCAACCGUUGCCCAGCAGCAUUCAGACUCUGGCCCUGGGCGGCCGUGACCUCACGCAACACUUAAGGACGCUGCUCCAAGGUCGAGGUCACAGUCUUGCAGGAACGGCGGGGUUAAAAGUCGCACGGGACAUCAAGGAGAAGCUUUGUUACGUCACGGAAAAUCUUCAGGCGAAAAUGAACCCAACGAGUGCGGUGACGUCUCAGGUGAUUUGAAAAUGU